Malaclemys terrapin pileata is the source of this 2158-nucleotide messenger RNA. It is a transcript of the gene SNX17, whose product is annotated as sorting nexin 17. NCBI's taxonomy places the organism in Eukaryota, Metazoa, Chordata, Testudines, Emydidae. Gene Ontology annotation, biological process: signal transduction; intracellular protein transport. The transcript is spliced from 15 exons. Gene Ontology annotation, cellular component: early endosome. Gene Ontology annotation, molecular function: phosphatidylinositol binding. Bases 101 to 1513 code for a protein of 470 amino acids. The record is from RefSeq and is a predicted model, not a curated record.
CGGGCCGUACCAUCCGCCCGCCCAUGUCCCCCCCGGUGGGUGGCGCGGUGGUGCGGCCCGACAUGGCGGCGGCGCAGGGGCGCUAGGGGCACGCGGCACUAUGCACUUCUCCAUCCCCGAGACCGAGAGCCGCGCCGGGGAGGGCGGCGCCGCCUACGUGGCCUAUAACAUCCACGUGAACGGCGUGCUGCACUGCCGCGUGCGCUACAGCCAGCUGCUGGGCCUGCAUGAACAGCUAAGGAAAGAAUAUGGGGCCAAUGUGGUGCCCGCCUUUCCUCCAAAGAAGAUCUUCACCCUCACCCCGGCGGAGGUGGAGCAGAGGCGAGAGCAGCUGGAGAAAUACAUGCAGGCCGUGCGGCAGGACCCAGUGCUGGGAGGCAGCGAGACCUUCAACAGCUUCCUGCGCAAAGCGCAGCAGGAGACGCAGCAGAUCCCCACUGAGGAGGUGCCGCUGGAGGUGCUGCUCUCCAAUGGCCAGAAGGUCACGGUCACCAUCCUGACCUCGGACCAGACGGAGGACGUCCUGGAGGCUGUCGCCUCCAAGCUGGAUCUGCCCGAGGACCUAGUCGGCUACUUCAGCCUCUUCCUGGCGAGAGAAGCCACGGACGGAGCCUUUUCCUUCAUGAGGAAGCUGCAGGAAUUCGAGCUGCCGUACGUGUCUGUCACCAGCCUCCGCAGCCCCGAGUACAAGAUCAUCCUGCGCAAGAGUUACUGGGAUUCUUCCUACGACGACGACGUCAUGGAGCAGCGGGUGGGGCUGAACUUGUUGUAUGCACAGACUGUCUCGGACAUAGAACGCGGCUGGAUCCUCGUCAGCAAGGAGCAACACCGGCAGCUCAAGUCCCUGCAGGAGAAGGUCUCCAAGAAGGAGUUCAUCCGGCUAGCGCAGACCCUGAAGUACUACGGCUAUCUCAAGUUCGAGCCCUGCGUCACCGACUUCCCCGAGAAGGGCUGCCAGGUCAUCGUCAGCGCCGGCAACAGUGAGCUGAACUUCCAGGUGCGGCUGCCCAGCGAGCAGAUCAAAGAGGGCAGCUUCAAGGUGACGCGCAUGCGGUGCUGGCGGGUCACGUCCUCGGUUCCCACGAGUACUGUGCCGCCGGGGAGCAGCCCAGGGAAAGCGGAGGUGAAGCUGGAACUGGCCUUUGAGUACCUGAUGAGCAAGGACCGGCUGCAGUGGGUCACCAUCACUAGCCCCCAGGCCAUCAUGCUGAGCAUCUGCCUGCAGUCCAUGGUGGAUGAGCUGAUGGUGAAGAAGUCUGGCGGCAGCAUCCGCAAGAUGUUCCGCAGGCGAGCAAACGGGGCCCUGCGGCGCUCAGACAGCCAGCAAGCUGUGAAAUCCCCACCCCUGCUGGACUCGCCCGAUGGCAGCCGGGAGCCCAUGCUCAAACUCUCGAGCAAGCUCACCUCCGUCAGCCUGCGGGGCAUCAGCCACUCCGGCUCCGCCAGCGACCUGGGUGCCAACGACUUCCACGGCAACUACGCCUUCGAGGGGAUCGGCGAUGAGGACCUGUAGCCUGCUCCGCCCUCUCAUGCUGCCCGCGGCCAGCGUGGCUCUGGGGAUCGUCCCAUGUGCCUCUGCCGGGUUACCAGCCGCCUGCCCCUGCCCCACUUCAACCCCCUCCACCCACCAUUGCCUUGGGGGGGAGCCACCUCCCCGCUGCUGCUGCCACCUUCCUGAGGGCGGCCCCUUGCCCAGGCCCAGCCCAUGGAACCCAUUUCAUAGGGGGAACAACGCUCUUGCACACGGCCCCGUCAGGACGUGGGCUGGUCAGCGCCACGAGGCAGCUGCCCCACCCCUGCAGGAGGGCUCCGUGGCCUGGGGCCAGGACUGGCCUGUAGCUUGCACUUAGAGCCAGUCCGAGGGCUGGCUGCCAUGGGAGGUGGAGGCCUGGGGCUGUUCCCAUGGUGACAGACACCUCCCGGCCUCCAUACAUGCCAAAUUAGCAGCUAGGUCUUUGCACGAAGAACAAUGGACGACGUUCAGCACUGGCUGCAGGCUGGUGCGCUGCCUGCUGCCGCUAACCCGCUCAUAGACGCCAGCAUAAUCGCCGAGGCUUGUAACCUGUAGCGCUCUGCUGUGUACAGAGGGACUGGAGCAUGAAUGGACAUUAACCAAUGUUUACACACUGCAGUGAUUAAAGCGGAUCAUGAUUGGUAA